Messenger RNA from Seriola dumerili (greater amberjack), 1002 nucleotides. RefSeq lists its product as uncharacterized. The record is from RefSeq and is a predicted model, not a curated record. Bases 136 to 840 code for a protein of 234 amino acids. The transcript has 2 exons. NCBI's taxonomy places the organism in Eukaryota, Metazoa, Chordata, Actinopteri, Carangiformes, Carangidae.
CGGAGCAGACGUCUCUCGAGGAGGCAAUAUUUUGCUCAGGGACCUAACUUUGUGUGGCACAUAGACUCAUAUGACAAACUAAAGCCAUACGGGAUAUGCAUUAAUGGCUGCAUUGACGGGUUCUCACGCAAAGUCAUGUGGCUGCGGGCCGCUCGCACCAACAGUGACCCCAAAGUCAUCGGGGGGUACUUCGUGGAGACACUGGAGCGCUGUGGGGGCUGCCCCAGGCUCGUACGGACUGAUAUGGGCACUGAGAACGUGGUUGUCAGAGACAUUCAACGGUAUCUACGGAGAGAUGACGUGGAUGAUAGAGCAGCGGAGAGAAGCUAUGUCACAGGGGCAAGUACUGCAAACCAGAGAAUUGAGAGCUGGUGGGGAGUGAUGAGAAAAGAAGGAAUCGAACCAUGGAUCACGGCUUUAGGAGAACUGAAGGAUGAGGGAUUCUUCUCCGGGGAUUUCGUUGACAAAGCUCUGUCACAGUUCUGUUUCAUGCCAAUCAUUCAGGAGCUCUUAAAUGACAUCCAGGGUGUUUGGAAUGCUCACCGUAUAAGGCCCUCCAAGAACCCCAACGUGCCAAGUGGGAUACCUGAUGUCAUGUACAUGGCCCCUCACCUUUGGGGUGCAGAAAACUGUCUUGUUCCACUAACUGAAGAUCUGACUGCAUGUAAACACAGUUGCACAUUUUUAAGUUCAGCCCCAUGUGACAUGGAUUUGUUUGAUUUGUGCACAAUAAUAAUGGAAGAAUCAAGCUUGGAGUUCCCAUCUACCAUGUCCGAUGCUGUUGAUUUAUAUAUUCAGCUAAGGGACACGGUUCGUCCACAGUUAUUUGGGCCAAUUUGAGUGGACAAAAGCAUACAAAACAUGUACAGUACUUUAGUACAUGGCAUAUUGCACAUACUUUUCAUAUUUGUGCAAUUAUCUUAAGUCUUAUUUUGAUGGUUGCAUCACCAAUGCCCUUUAUGUUUCCUGUGUGUCUGUUUUAAUCACAGUGGAAGAGAUUAA